Molecule: messenger RNA, 2452 nt
Organism: Exaiptasia diaphana
Lineage: Eukaryota; Metazoa; Cnidaria; Anthozoa; Actiniaria; Aiptasiidae
Product: dynactin subunit 1
Exons: 8
Coding region: 93-1025 (310 amino acids)
Source: RefSeq, a predicted model, not a curated record
CUGCUGGGAAGUGAAUUUUACGAAAUUAGACGAUUUGCCACAGCCGUUUUCCCAAAYGAAAUGUAAARCUUUAUUUUCUAAAAUCAGUCCGUAUGGAGUGGAGCGACUGCCCUUCAGAUGUGACUAUCCAAAGUCCGCCAAAACUGACACGMAUAGUACAUUUUGACUCGUCAAAAUUUCUCCUCGGUGCUGGYCCGAGGCCAAGUUCUCAACAAAAUGGCGACGAAGACGACUGUAGUAUGARCGAGCUGCCAAACCAGUUUUCUCUUCCGGMUUUGGCUGGUGAGGUGGCUGACGCUCAAAAGCAACAGGCAAAUGAGCUGAGCACUAGACAGCAAGUCUUAGAGGAACUUCAGAAAGAACACUGCAAAGUGCAACACAUGAUAGCAAAUGUAAAAGAAGAAGUCUCGACUAUAACUAGAAAAGUGGUGUUAGCUGAAGAAGAGGCAUUUCAAUGCAAACAUCAAUGUCAACAGAGAGAAAAAGAUGUGAAAGAGCUACUWGAGUUGCAAAGGMAACUUAAAACUAAAGUCAAAGAAACUCAGAAUMAGCUUGAAAAGAACAAAAUAGAAUAUAGCCAUUAUGUUGAUAAAAUGGAUUCACAUCGUUCAYUAGUGGCAGAGUUUGAGUUGUCAUCAGACAUUGGCAAGCAAAUUUCAAGACUUGAAGAGAAUAUUAAAUCUCUUUCUGAAGAAGUCUCCUUGCUCAAGGAUGGCCAAAAUCAAGGUGAGAUGGGAAUUUGUGAGGAAUAUGAAAUCCUUCAAACAGAAAUUGCUCAUCUCCAACAGAGCAAUCAAGAUAGGGAAAAUGAAGUGAAACAGCAACAUCUUCAGAUUAAAAAGGAAAUGGAACGCCAAGCACAGUUACAGAAAGAUACCCAUCUCUUACAGAAGCGCAACCAYGCCCAAUUGACUCGUCUUCAAAGACAACUUCAAGAAGCACUGGGACGAAGYAGACAUUGGAAUGACGAAGCUUGUAAGCUAGAAACUAGCAUUGCACAAAUACGCGAAAAGUUAGAAGAAUGAUUUGUAAGUGAUGAUAUAACCCUACACAAUAGUUACAGAGGUUCUAGAUAAGGUUAUUUUCUCUACACUUUCCCAUGUAGUGGCAGGGCAGAUUUUAUGCAUUUAGCCUACAGAAUUCUUAUUUGUAAUUUWACAGAGGUAUUUUUCGAUGCAAUGCUGGAUAUGUCUUCGCUUGUGUGUAGUAUAAAUCUCAAAGAACAAAAACGUUUUUGGCAUAGUUGAUAGUUUUCGAGGUGAAUUUCCUUUAGUCAACUUAAAAUUAUCAAAUUUGGUACAUAUGUACUAGACAAGGUAGGAACCAGCAAUUCCUACUAUGUUAGCCAAAGAAUAAGACAAUUGGCAAGACUACUCAAAGCGCUUAAAGAGAAAGACGAAUCCCUCCACCUUGAGGAUUAUAUCSACCCAACAAGGUAUGACGAGAUUCUUUAAUAAACAACAACAAGAGACAUUUGUCAAUUUGAUGUACUGACAAGAAAGGUGUCUCUCCCAAGUAUCGCCCUCCACCUUGGUCACUCCGUAAAAAAGUGUGCCAUUAUCGUCAAACGAGAUGCACUGGCUAAGUCUCGCAAAGGUCACCCUGGCCAGGGUUAUUCUUUUCAACAAAAGAAGACCUCUAGAAACAAGGCAAAUAAAGAUGUCAACAUUUAAUAACCGCCCCAAGUGGAGCAAAAGCAACAGUAGUACACUCAAAAGUUCCUUGACACCUUAAUUGGAAAGACAGCUAUGAAAAAGGUAAAUAAAAAUCUUGAACUUGGUGUUUGACACUACUACAGUUGAUUAUUUGAGUCAGCUUUAUUAAGAUUUGUUCAUCUUACAUUUGUAUCUCAGAGUUUGAGAUCUUGUUCUUUGCAUUUUGGAUGUAUGAUAAUUUGGUCGAAAUGACCUGUAUUCUUUAAAUCCAAUGAUCUGGAAAAUUCAAAUCGAUAGUCACAAAAAAAAUUUUUUUAUCUAGAAUGACUUAGUCGAGAUGAUUGGGAAAUGUAAGAGGAAGGUGCCACUUCUUUUGACUUCAGAAACAAGAGAGGUCAGAGAGGGGAUUGAAUUUCUUAUAAAAUAAAGGCCAAUAAGCAUAUGAGAGCUACAGUUGUAAAAUUAUAUGUUGACUGAACUAUAUUUCCCAUUAGACCGCUCAUACCACCACAUAUAUACUUGGUGUCUGUUUUAUGAGCUUUAAUUUAGGAGUACAAGGAAAAGGUAUUAACUAGCACAGUAAGUAAAAAAAGCUUUAUUUGGCAGGGCUUCUUACAACAAAAAUUAAAUUAUAAAGUACAUUAUUUUGGAUGCAGCAAAUACUGAAUAUUAUUACCAUUCAAUAUUAAAUGAAUCCUACCUCUAGUGUACAUCAAAACAUGUUAGUAAAAUAACAUUAGUAUUUCAAAAGUACAUGUUUUAUUUUAUGUUUUAUGGAUUUAAUAAUAAUGUCUGCA